CUCUCUCUGUCUGUCUCCGAAUGUUUACUCGUCCCUUUCUCUUCCUCUCCAUCUAGUUUUCUAGCCUGCAUGUUCCCCUACAGCUUACUUUAUCCCAGAUCCAUAUGUCCGUUUUUGUCACGCCUUCCUUUUCUUCCCCUAACCAAAGAAUUCCCCUCUCACGCUCCUCUCUUUUCUCCCUGGCAGCCGUGUUGACACUGACGAGAGGGGAAGGACUUAUCCCCCCACCGCCUCUCAUCACAGACCAGCCUUACUUCGAUUCCUCCAUGAGGGUGAAUCAGACAGCACACGUUGGGAGGCAGGCCGAACUUCACUGUCGCGUUCACUCCAUUGGAAACAGAACGGUGUCAUGGAUCCGAGGGCGGGACUUAAGAAUCCUGACAGUGGGUCGCUACACCUACACGACGGACCUUCGCUAUGAGGCGCUGCAUCAGAACGGCACCAACCAGUGGACGCUUCGAAUUAGGUCAGCCCAGCCACGUGACCAGGGCACCUACGAGUGUCAGGUCAGCACGAAGCCAGUCAAGACCUUCAAUGCCUACCUCAGAGUACUGGAGCCCCGCGGGGAGAUCUUGGGCUCGCCUGACUUAUACGUGCAGAAAGGUAGCAUGAUCAACCUGACGUGUGUGUUGCACGACCUGCCAGAUCCGCCCCUAUACGUGCGUUGGUACCACAGCAAUAAACACCACAGCAACAGGAACAUAAGCUAUAGCAGCAGUCGUGGGGGCGUGUCUAUGAUCGUGGAGAAGGGUCCCACCACCAUCAGUCACCUGCUCAUCACUUCAGCUCGCGUAGAGGACAAAGGCGUGUACACCUGCGCAGCCUCCAAUCUUAAUUCCACUUCCGUCACGCUGCACGUUCUCAAUGGAGAGUAUCCAGCUGCCAUGCAGACCAACAGUGCAGCUUCUGUAUUCAAGAGCCUUAGUCUACUCCUGGCUGCUAUCGUUGCCAGAAUACUUUGGCAAGGAUGGGUUCAUGGUACCUAAGUCUCUGCCCUUGCAGGUCAUGUCUGAAGGUGUUGAGAAAUGUGUAAUUCUGCCAGACUCCAAGAAACUGCGCUGUUCCAUUACUGUCACGAUGUCAUGAAGAUCAAAAAACCAGACUUACGACGUGAAGAUGAAAUGUAUCAAGGGGAAAAAUCAGAACGGCGCCACACAUCCAGAGGAGCUGCAACAUACCUUCUCACCUUCUUAUGUGUCCUUUCUCAGUGGCCGUCCCUUGUGUGUCAGCCUUGCUGAUUUUUUUUUUUUUUUUUUUUUUCAUUUUGUCUUUACUUUUUUGACCACUGAGAUUCAGCCCAUGUAAAAAAGCUUCUGUCUAUAUUUUUUUUUUAUGUAAAUAAAUAUUGUGUAACAAUAUUCAAAAUCGUGUUAGUACGCCAUUGCCUGAAAAAAAAUGCCUAAAAACUAAAUAUUAAAAAAAUUAUAACUUUUUUAAAAAAUAAUAAAAAAUAAAAAUAAUAUUUUGGAGGUUAAGGAAAACUACAAGAAAACCUGCAUGUGAGACGAGUUGUAUGAAAUAUAUACUCAGGUGAUGAACGCUGCAUUUUGAUUGAUAACUGGUAAGGAAUAAUGUAUUAUAUUCAUUGGUAAUACCGUCUUGUGACUUUUUUUUUGGAUUUUUCUGUUACAUUUUCUUGUUUUAUGAUUGAAGAACAUAAUAAGCAACAUUAAUGUUAACGUGUGCUGUAGAUAUUUAUACAUUCCUAGGUAUUUAUAAUUUUCCAUAAAUCAAGAGCUGGUACUCCAUGAAACCAUUCGGUUGUGCCUUCCUUAGCAAUUGUGCUGUAUGUAGGUGUGCCAUUACUGUAUGGUAGCACAAACAAAAAGUAUGCUGUUCCUGCACUCCUGUCCCAAAUAAUGUUCAGUCUUGUUACAGAACAUACUGAAAGUUAAUGGGUCAGUAAACUUUGUUGUUACCAGGACCGGAGAUCUUCAGAGGUCAUUUCAUACUACUUAUCAUCUCAACACAUCCACUUUCUGUUCACAAAGAAAAGAAAAAUAAAAACACAAACAUAGUUUCAGUAAUCUAACAGAAUUUUCUUGUUCUGUGAUAAGAUAACUGGUUCAAGCUCCUGAACGGUAAUAGCUCAGCA
Scylla paramamosain (green mud crab) is the source of this 2095-nucleotide messenger RNA. RefSeq names its product zwei Ig domain protein zig-8-like. Gene Ontology annotation, biological process: synapse organization. Lineage: Eukaryota; Metazoa; Arthropoda; Malacostraca; Decapoda; Portunidae. Gene Ontology annotation, cellular component: neuron projection membrane. The record is from RefSeq and is a predicted model, not a curated record. Bases 105 to 986 code for a protein of 293 amino acids. The transcript has 7 exons.